AAUAGGUUUGUUAUAUAUGCAGGACUUUGGGCCCCAUCUUUUAGAAAAAGUUGACAACUGGCACAAUAUUUGUCAGCGUCUUACAGAUGUUAAGGAGGAGCUGAUAGAGGAGGUGAAAGAAGGACAGUUUCCUGAAGAUGAUGCUUUGCAGAUGGGGGAUAAAAUGCAUAUGGACGAAAAAAUACUAUUCUACCAUUUACCUGAUAUGCAUAAAGCUGAUGCUGUUCAUUAUUUGAAAUGUAACGCCGAAGCCAAAAAACUGCCGCUUGAUCACGUAAAAAAAGUAUGGGAGAUGCUAAAAUGCGUUCACAAAAGUGUAGAUGAGGAAGACUUUGGGCCCCGUCUUCUGGAAAAAGUUGACACGUGGCACAAUAUUUGUCAGCGUCUUACAGACGUUAAGGAGGAACUGAUAGAGAAGAUGAAAGAAGCACAGUUUCCUGAAGAUGAUGCUUUGCAGAUGGGAGAUAAAAUGAAAAUGGACGAAAAAAUGCUAAGGUACUAUUUACCUGAUAUGCAUAAAGCUGAUGCUGUUCAUUAUUUGAAAUGUAAUGCCGAAGCCAGAGAAAAGCCUGUUGAUCACAUAAGAAGAAUAUGGGAGAUGCAAAAAUGCAUUCAAAAAACUGUUGAUGAUAAACACUAUAUAUUCUUCUAAAUAAUUCCAAAAUCUUUUGGUAUUUCCUACGACAGUAUAUGACGACACAUGACAAUAUGUUAUUCAGCAGUAUUUUGAAAUAUAAAGUUUUAACAAAA
Messenger RNA from Diabrotica balteata, 750 nucleotides. The record is from the annotation of a GenBank genome assembly. Lineage: Eukaryota; Metazoa; Arthropoda; Insecta; Coleoptera; Chrysomelidae.